Mugil cephalus (flathead mullet) is the source of this 3050-nucleotide messenger RNA. RefSeq names its product mediator complex subunit 15 (gene med15). The record is from RefSeq and is a predicted model, not a curated record. NCBI's taxonomy places the organism in Eukaryota, Metazoa, Chordata, Actinopteri, Mugiliformes, Mugilidae. The transcript has 18 exons. Gene Ontology annotation, molecular function: transcription coregulator activity. The coding region runs from base 112 to 2634 and encodes 840 amino acids. Gene Ontology annotation, biological process: regulation of DNA-templated transcription.
CAUUAUCCUCUGAGCGGAAGAAGGAAGAGCAGAGGGAAAACAUUCAACUCUUUCAACUAAAAUCCUCCAAAAAAAAAAAAAAAAAAACACAAAAAAAACACAAUCUCUGCCAUGGAUGUCCCCGGUUCGGACAGCGACUGGAGGAGCCCACAGUUCCGACAAAAAGUCGUGGCUCAGAUUGAAGAAGCGAUGAGAAAAGCUGGAAACGCGAACACCACGCACAAGUCCAGCACCGACAUGGAAAACCACGUUUAUGUCAAAGCCAAAACUAGAGAGGAUUAUUUAUCUCUGGUGGCGAGACUGAUCAUUCACUUCAGAGACAUCCAUAAGAAGGCUCUGGGAGGUCCAGAUCCCAUGAAUGCCCUGACUAACCUGACAGGGGUUGGAGGGGGCCCGGGCACCAUUGGCAUGGGGCCCCGCCCCACCGGGGCUCCAGUAGGUGGCAUGGGGGCCAUGGGGCAGAUGCAGAUGGGCCAGCAUGCCAUGGCAGGGGUGGCUGGAAACCCACAAGCCAUAGGGGGUCCAGGCCAGAUGCCCAUGCAGCAGAUGGUGCAGCAGCAGCAGUUCCAGCAGUUCCAGCAGCAGCAACAGCAGCAGACUGCCAUGCAGCAACAGUUUCAGGUGCAGCAGCAGCAGCAGCAGCUGAGGGCGCAGCAGCUGCAGCAGCACCACCAGAACCAGCAGCUCCAGCAGCAGCACCAGAACCACCAGCAGCAGCAGGCCCAGAACCAGCAGCAGCCGAACCAGAUGCACCAGACAAGGAUGCUGCACCUUCAACAUGUUCAGGCUCAGGCCCAAGCUCAAGCUCAGGCCCAGGCUCAGGCUCAAGCUCAAGCUCAAGCACAAGCGCAGGCCCAAGCACAGGCUCAGGCUCAAGCUCAGGCCCAAGCUCAGGCUCAAGCUCAGGCCCAGGCACAAGCUCAAGCUCAAGCUCAAGCUCAGGCCCAGGCACAAGCUCAAGCACAGGCCCAAGCUCAGGCUCAAGCACAGGCCCAAGCACAGGCUCAAGCUCAGGCUCAAGCUCAAGCGCAAGCUCAAGCCCAGGCUCAGGCUCAGGCCCAAGCUCAGGCCCAAGCCCAAGCUCAGGCUCAGGCCCAGGCUCAGGCUCAGACACAGGCCCAGUCCCUUCACCACAUGGUGCAAGUGCAGCAGCAACAGGUUCAGGCUCAGCCUCAGGGUCAGAUGGCUCCACACUCGCAGCAGCAGCAGCUUCCCGGCUUGGUGCCUCAGUCUCUAGCCGGACAAAUGUCAUCGGCCCAGCAUGUUUCCAACCAACUCAGCCAGCAGCAGCAGCAGCAGAAGCAGCCGGCAUUGAAUAAUUACGCUUUCCAGGCUCGUGCAGUCCUGCAGCAGCAACAGGCGCAGCAAGCAGCGCAGCAGGCCGCCGCCCAGGCACAGCUCAAUGCAGCCGCUGCAGCUGCCGGCGCUGUACCUGGACAGCUGGUACGUCCUGAUUCUCUGAUACAGAUUCCGGCCCGGCUGCCUCGAGCUGCCCCGAACGCUUCUAUACCUACUCCAAACGUUGCUGCUGCUGUGGUCGGAGGACAGGCGAUGCCACAGCAGGUGCAACAUGCGAUGAUGUCCUCACCCUCACCUGGUCAGGUCCAGACGCCACAGUCGAUGCUGCCUCCUCCUCAGCCGUCACCACAACCCCCCACCUCACAGCCCAACUCAGCCAGCUCUGGUCCCACUCCCUCUCCAGGAGGCUUUCAGCCCAGCCCGUCUCCCCAGCCCUCACCGAGCCCCGCCAACUCCAGGACCCCCCAGAACUAUGGAGUCCCCUCACCUGGGCCGCUCAACACACCAGGUAACCCCAACUCCGUCAUGAGUCCGGCUGGAGCCUCUUCUCUGGAGGACCAGCAGUACAUGGAGAAACUCAAACAGCUCUCCAAAUACAUUGAGCCGCUGCGCCGGAUGAUCAACAAGAUAGACAAAAAUGAAGACAGGAAGAAGGACCUUAGUAAAAUGAAGAGUCUUCUGAACAUCCUGACUGAUCCAAACACCAGGUGUCCUCUGAAGACUCUGCAGAAAUGUGAAAUUGCUUUAGAGAAGCUAAAGAACGACAUGGCCGUGCCGACGCCCCCGCCCCCUCCAGUCCCCACCAAGCAGCAGUAUCUGUGCCAACCGCUGCUGGACGCCGUCAUGGCCAACAUCCGCUCCCCGGUCUUCAACCACUCCCUGUACCGAACCUUCGCCCCCGCCAUGAGCGCCAUCCACGGGCCGCCCAUCACGGGCCCCAACGUUUCCGGCAGGAAGAGGAAGCACGAGGACGACGAGCGGCAGACCAUCCCCAACAUCCUGCAGGGAGAGGUGGCUCGCCUUGAUGUCAAGUUCCUGGUCAACCUGGACCCCUCGUUCUGCAGCAACAACGGCACCGUGCACCUUGUCUGCAAACUAGACGAUAAAAACCUGCCCAGUGUCCCUCCUCUGCAGCUCAGCGUCCCUGCUGAUUAUCCCGAUCAGAGUCCGUACUGGGCCGACGACGGAGAGCAAUACGGUGCGAACAGCUUCCUGCAGACGGUCCACAGAAACAUGACGUCCAAACUGCUGCAGCUGCCAGACAAACACUCGGUGACGGAGCUCCUCAACACCUGGGCUCAGAGCGUCCGCCAGGCCUGUCUGUCCGCGGCCUGAAGCCCCGUCCGGCCGCGAGCUCACCUGCAGCCACAGCAACUGACACACCGUCUCCACGGACGCGGCCGCUCAUUUAAGGACUGUUAUAGGAGAGACUGCAUCACUUGCGUAUGACUUUAUUCCUCGUGCAUUCUGGGUAAUUUUUUUUGGCCUUGUUUUCUAAACCUGCCGCUCGCUCAAGUCGGCGGUCAGAGACUGCACCCGCUGCGUUCAGAGGUCCAUUAGUCAGACGGCAGAUCUGAUAUGUAGACAUGCAUGUUUCUGACACCGCUUAUAUUCCCGCUCCCUGAAUGCAUCACGAGUCUGUUCCUGUUAGGUUAGAGAAGGAACCAGUUUCCCUUCUGCAGACAGGAACGCACAGGUUUGUCUGUUAUGUAAAUGUUUUUCUAUCAUUAAUAAAAAUCUGUUCAGUUCCA